Molecule: messenger RNA, 2910 nt
Organism: Ostrea edulis (European flat oyster)
Lineage: Eukaryota; Metazoa; Mollusca; Bivalvia; Ostreida; Ostreidae
Product: microsomal triglyceride transfer protein large subunit-like
Exons: 19
Coding region: 74-2707 (877 amino acids)
Biological process (GO): lipoprotein metabolic process; lipid transport
Cellular component (GO): endoplasmic reticulum; Golgi apparatus; basolateral plasma membrane
Molecular function (GO): lipid binding
Source: RefSeq, a predicted model, not a curated record
UGUUAGUUUUGAACUUUGAACACAUGGACUUUACAACUUCAUCAACACCAGUGUUUUUAUACACGUGUACAAAAUGGCAGGCAGCACUGGUGUAAACUUUAAAACCCUAAUUUGUUUCUUUGCUUUAUUUCAUGAAUGUUUUUCACUCACUUUUGGAGCUGGGAAAACUUACAAAUAUUCAUAUGAAACAGUUGUAAAUUUCAAUGAAGCUGUUUCAAAUGGGAAAUCAGUAGGAUUUAAGUUGACUACAGAAUUCGAUAUUGGAGUUAUAUUCAAAGCUGGUGAAUUGCAGCUUCUAAAAGUGCAGGUUACUGCUGCAUCCAUCUCAAGUUUUGCCAGACAUGAAGUUAAAGGGGAAUUAGUAAAGCUUCUAAAGUAUCCCAUUUAUUUUGAAUAUACUAAUGGAGUUAUUGGAAAAAUAUAUGCCUCUGAAAUUGAAUCAGUAUUUUGUGCCAAUGUUAAGAAGGGACUUCUUUCACUGUUUCAAAUCCAGGAAACUGAGGGACAGAGAGAUGAGGUUGAUGUCUCUGGAGAGUGCAGUGCCUACUAUGCAGUGUAUGGAGGCAGAAUCACAAAAACUAAGCAGAACUGUCAGAAUGUGGAGAUAGCAGGAGAGUUUGAUAAUGUCAACAAGGUUUUGGGUGUAUCUGUGGACAAUACUUUUGUAACACAUUAUGACAUAGCUGAGGGUGUCAUUAAGUCAGCCAGCGGUUCCUCCAGACACUCUGUAAUCACUAACGCAAGACCACAGCUUGGUGCUGCUGUUGUUGCUAUACAGCGAUUAAGUUACAUCCGUGAAGAAGAUGGUACUGCUUAUGUUGAAGCAACCAGUGCACAAGAAGCAAUUAGUUUAUUAUAUAAAGAUGAACCUAAAAAGUAUCAAGAGAUGUUACUGCCUAGUGGACCAGAAGUACAAGAAUGCAUAGAAGAUUGUGAAAAGCCUGUCUCUGUUUUACAAAGUGUCAAAGAAGACUUGACAAGUGACAAGCUAUCAAAAAUUGUCUCAGGGAAAGCUUUUUUAAAACUUCUGAGUGCAUUUAGAAAUUCUGGUAAAUCAACAAUAGAGGAAGUUAUGACACAUAAAGACAGUUAUCAUAUCGUAAAACAGCUGAUAGAUGUGGGUGUGGCCACACAGACUCUGGCUGCCCAUGAAGCGCUAAUGCAACUGAUCUCAUUUACUGAUAAAGAUGCCAUAGACUACCCUGAGCGGUUCAUUUUAGCCUCGGCAUAUGCAACUCAUCCUGGCGAAUAUCUACUAAAAGAUAUGCUUGAACUUAUGAAAAAGAAAGUUCCUAAUGAAAGUCUUAGAGAGUCCAUAGCUCUUGGUCUGGGAGCAGUAGUGAAUUCUUUUUGUAAACCAUAUGGAAACUGUUUGGACUAUCAUAUAAUUGCAGAAUAUGUGAACUAUGUGGAAUCUGAACUGAAAGCUUGUGUGGAGGAGGGAUGUAUAUUACUAUACAUUAGAUCUGUUGGAAAUUCAGGUCUUCCCAAGUUUUUGCCAUUACUACUAGAUCAGGCACAAAACUCUCAAAGUUCAGCUGUGUCAUUGACUGCCAUUCAGAGUCUGAGGAGGAUGCAGAUUAAUGAUUUCAGACAAGAGGUAUUUCCAGUACUGAAGUCAAUAUUUCAUCAGAAUAAGAGAAAAUAUGAUUCAAGUGUUCGAAUUGCUGCUCUUGAAAUUCUUUUACAAAAUGGAGUUUCAACUGGAGAGCUAUGUAAUAUUGUGCUGUCAGCAAUUUAUGAUCAAACAGAAUUUGAAGUUUCAACGUAUCUCAUAAAGAGACUAAGAGAUCUGUCAGAAUCAGAUCCUAAUUUCAGGACGAGUUUAAGUAUAGUUCUAUCAGACUCAAGGGUGAAUAACUAUAAUCUCUUUGCUCAGAGAGGGAAGUCAAGCGCCUUCACUGGAUAUCUUGCAGAGACUGCUGGGAGCAACUGUACAUAUGGUUUGUACCAGGAGAAUACCAAAACAGGAGUCAUGAAGAAGAGCGCCAUGGUUGUUAAUGUCUUAAACAAGCAGGCAACACAACCCUUACUAACAUUUGGAAUUUAUGCAGAUGGAAUAGAGGCACUGGUAGGUGAUGCAGCAGAAGGGGAGGAGGCAGUGGAUGCUACAGCAGGCCUGUCACUGACAAUGUUGGAUGUCCUGCUCCGUCCAGUGGAAUUUUUUAGAGGAAUGAGUGGACUAAUGUCAGCUGUAUGGAGUGCCCCUUCGGAACCUGUAUCUGCUCUCCAGGGAAAUUUACUUUUGCAAGAUUAUUCUCAUAAAAUACACAUGUCCAAUGGUUUGGUUGUGGAUGCCAGUAUUUUGGGUGUGGCUUCCAUUGAUCUGUCCGGAAGUGUAAGCAUCAGUCUGUGGUACAAAAAUUCUCAUUCAGUCAUCACCAACAGUGGAGCUUUAGUCACAAAAGGAUCUCUCCAAAUUGACUCCAAGGAACUUCGUUCUGGAAUCAAAUUUUCAACAGAAUCUGAAGCUUUUAUUGAUUUCCAAACUGAUGUGGACUUUGCAGAGAUGCCUGUUAAAAUGUGUUUGCAAAUGAAAAGGCCUCCCGUUACCUCAAGCCAUUUUGUAGAGAAAUUUGAGAAAUCAAGACAUUUAAAAAAGAGACUUGCCAUCAGAAAGAAGAGAUCAAGUGCAACACCUCCAGUCUCGUAUUUUAUAAAUGAAAAGAACUCUGCCAUGUGUACCACUAUGGAUCCUGACAAUUAAGGUACAAAAGGUGAAGGACCCACCUAAAAAUUACUGAUUCUGUAGAAGCGGAUGUGAAUGCUGUGUAAAAUCUAUAUAUUAUAUUCGAGAGUCAGUUUUAAAAUACUCAGUCCAUCAUUUUACAUUCUUUUUGAAACUUUAAUUUGCUAGAUCAGUAUGAUCAUUUAUUUGUUUUGAAAAAAUAAAAUCAAAUUAAUAAUGAG